Messenger RNA from Neomonachus schauinslandi (Hawaiian monk seal), 504 nucleotides. It is a transcript of the gene RNF224, whose product is annotated as ring finger protein 224. The record is from RefSeq and is a predicted model, not a curated record. Lineage: Eukaryota; Metazoa; Chordata; Mammalia; Carnivora; Phocidae.
AUGCAAGACAGUCUCAGAGGCAGGCAGGGUGGGCGGCAGCUCCCCGUACGCCUCCCCCAGGAUGCUGCAGCCAGAGAGUGCCUGGGUCUCCGAGGAGGGGACACCACUGGGUCCCGGCGGGGCGACUGCAUCAUCUGCUACUGAGCCUACGGCCUCACGGGGCACCUGCCACGCCGCCUCUACCGCGGCCACACCUUCUACCGGGCAUGCGUGCGGCGGCUGGACACUCCGGCCCACGGGCAGCGCUGUCCCUGCCCAUGGUGCCGCCGGAGCACACCCACACCCCGCGGAGGGGUCAUGCUGGACCUCGACCUGGCCACCCUCCUGGCCGUGAAGGCCAAGGGGGAGCUGUCCCGUGUGGAGCCCUGUGCCCCCCGAGGCAGCACUGCCGUCGCUCAGCAGCUGGCCCGGCUCUGUCCCACCUUGGGCACCCAGCCCCAACUCCCCCAGUCCAGGUGCUGCAGGGGCCUCUGCUGGGACGCCCCCGGCAGCCCCGAGGUCUGA